AAUAAAAAUGGCUUCAAUUAUACGUGCAGUGUAAAUUUUAAGAAAAAAUUUUAAUUCUUUUUUUAAUUAACAUCCAACAAAUAUUUUAAGAAAACUUUUUGUUAAAAUAACAAAUUUAAUAUACAAGAAUCAUUAAGUGAAUAUUAGAUUAAAGUGAAAUGUUAAACUUUACACAAUAAAUGAAAAAGAAAAUUUUGCAAAAUGUAAAAGUACCACACAACCAUAAAAAGUGGAAAAAUAUGAUGAAGAAAACGUAUUGUAAGAAGAAGAAUUUGUACGUACUACGUAUUGUUCAAUGGGAAUAAAAGGAAACAUUUUUAUACCCUUUUGGAAACCAUAGGUUGAAUAAUUUCACAAAAUCUUCGCGAAAAAAUUACUUUUGUAUUGAAACAAUAUAAUAAAAUUGAGAAAAAUGUGAAAAUAAUAACAUAAAAAUUGCGCCAAUAAGUAAAAAAUAAAGUACAUGAGAAAAAUAUAUAAGCAGAGCUGUAUUUUGUAUGGUUCAUAAAAGAAAUAAAUACCAACAAACAUUAAAAAAUCUCAGUUAUGAAUGAAAGACUAAUUCUCCCAAUGUAAUGGAAAGUUAUAAUAAAAAGACAUUAAAUAGACAAAGAUAUAACCGAAACAUAGAAAUAUAAAUAUAAGAAAACCAAAUAAUAUACAAGUUGCAAUAUGUCACGUUGGGGUAAAAAUAUUGUGGUACCCCUGGAUAUCACCAAGGAAAGUGCCAAUCGUCCAACGGUGGCUCGUUCAAUGGGUACAAUGGGCAAAUGGGGAAAAAUGGGUUUCACCUCUACUCGCACAUACACAAUGUCAGUGAUACCAGCAGCAGUAGCAGCCGCUGCUGCCGCUGUGACAGCUAAUAGUCCCCAAGAAAGUCCGGCCUCACACAAAGAAGAUGAUCAGUCAUCAUCUGCUCUGGAGCCACCAAAACCAAGAAAAUUCUUCAAAUCUCGCAUCUCUACACCUCCAGAAGUUAUAGCACAAAUAAUGCAGCAAAUACCACGUCAAUCGACAUCACCUAUACGAGACACAUCCACAACAAUACCAUCCAUUUUAACAACACCUGUACGAGAACCAAUUAAAAUGAAAAUUCCAAAAAAUUCCGCAGAGCGGAAGAAAAAAUUACCUAAAAAGAAAACGCCUAAAAAAUCUCUGGAAGCCGGAGAAGACGAACGUACCGAAACAACUGGCGAACCUGAAACUUCGCCAGAGCCAAAGUCGACGAAAAAGAAAAAACCAGAGAAAGAACUUAAACCUGAAGCACCACCAUCUCGUGUACUAGGCCGUGCUCGUAAAGCUGUGAACUAUUGUGAGCAGGAUGAUGAUGACCGUACGCCGACACCAAUAAGGGACAUUAUAGUACAGAAAGAUAAAAAGGUCGAAAAACUGCUGGAGGGUCAAGAAACACCUCCGCCUACCCCUGCUCAUAAAAUUGAUGAUGUCUAUGAUGCUUGUGAUAUACCAGAACUUCAACAACCACAAUUACCGCCACCAGCAGCACCACAACAAAUGCCACCAUCAAUAGCCGCCAGCCAAGUAAAUAGUGCAGCAUCUAAAACUCCGGAGCAUCCUCCCAUUGUUUUAAGAAUAUCUAAGGGUACAUCCCGCUUGGUUAGUACCGAUAGUGAAGAACAGCAGCCGAACGCUUCAUGUACGCCACCAUCCCAACACUCUGAAAUAACAGCUAACGAUACCCAGUCUACACUACCCUCUGUAAGUAAAUCAAGACAAACUUCAGUGGAGGAGACAACGGCUCCGACUGUGCUAACAACACCGAAGAUUAUUGUAAAACCUCCGAAACCUCCCUCGCCUAAGCCGCCGACACCACCUGUCAACGAACAAGAGCAAGAGGAGGAAGAAGAGGAGGAGGAGGAAGAAAGUGAAGAGGAGGAAGUGGUAGAGCCACCAGAAAUCAACUAUUGUACGGUAAAAAUAUCACCUGACAAACCGCCAAAGGAACGAUUAAAAUUGAUAAUCAAAACUGAUGUCAUACGCAAUGCUCUAGCUGCGGCCGCCGCUGCAGCUGCUGCCAAAGCAAAAAAGGCAAAACAAGCCGCCUCAGGCAUUGCUGGUUCAGAGCGUCCGGAAAAGGAGAAAAAGAAGAGUAAAAAACACAAACAUUUAAAACACGCAGCCGUCGAACAAUUAAUAGCACCCCCACAAAAUUUGGCCGCUGAGUUUAAAACACCCUCGCCUCACUUAUCCUUAAGCCAGAUCAGCACAAACGACCCUCCUCUAGUGGCACCUCAACUACAAACACCAGCCGCAUCGGUUUCAAUGGCCACUAGAACCGUGAUAUCUCCACCCACGCUAUCGGAAAAGGAUUUCGAUUCACAGUCCUCAGUUUUGGGUAGUAUUUCAUCAAAAGGCAAUAGCACACCACUGGCAGGCUUACAGCCAGCUGCUGAAGAAAGUUGUGUGAUACACAGUAGAGGAUCUAGUGUCAUAACUAGUGAUCUGGAGACAAGCCAACAUUCUUCCCUGGUCGCACCACCCUCUGACAUAGAAUUAAGAUUGGAAUCGAUGAUGAUGGAUGGCGAAAAUAGUCAACAACAAAUUGCUUCUAGCACUUUCGUGGAAGCAGAACCUCUCCAGGAAGACAUAUUGGCUGUAUUACGAGGAGACGAAACGACAGCCAUGGAAGUAGAAGAAGUUGAACAGCCGGACAACAUUAAAGAAAAUGGUAUUACCACCACGGAAGAAACAAUAGAACCUUCAACAGCAACAGCUCCCGUGGAAGCAAAUCUAACAGCCACAACCACGAAUACGAAUACCAGUAGAACGGGUAAACGACCAACGCGUGGCCGAAAUAAAACUAGUUACGCCGAGCCUACAGAAGUAGAGGAAACUGCCGCUGCUGCUGUUCCUCUGCAAACGCCCCGAACAAGGGGAAGAAAACCUGCAGCUCCGCUACAACAAACGCCCAUUGAGGAGGCAAAUGUGCAGCCACAAAAACGUACAACGAGAAGAGGUAGAGGCAAAGUCGAAGACACCACGAACGCUGCAAACGUAGAUGCUGUAGAACAAACGCCCAAUAUCAUUUUGGAAGAAUCUUCCCCCAAUAAGUCUGAAGAGGAAAACAAUCCAACACCGGUGGCUAUUGUGACUACAGCCAGGAGAGGUAGACCGCCACGCAAUAAUGCCAACAACAGCAAUACCACAAAUCUCAACAACAAUAAUAUCAAUAAAAUCGCCGCCAAUCUUACAGCUAAGGUCAAUCAACAAGAAAUACAAAAACUUUCCCCUUCAGAUUCAACCACAACGCCUUCCACACAACGUAGUUAUAGUCGUAAGCGUAAAAAUCAACAGGUUACACAAGUCUUGCAGCCCUCCAGCCAAACGGAUGAACUGGAAGAACACCAACAACCCACACCCGCCAAACAACCCAACUUGGAUUUGCCUUCUAACGAUAACACUGAUACUCAAAUAACUCCCCUGCAGCCGUACAAUGAUAAUCGCCUAACACCUUCUAUCGAUCUGCAAGAAAAUUCCGUAGACUCUUCGUCACUACAAAGACCGGAGAGUAGUUUGGAUAAUCCCUCAUCAUCAUCUCCGCCUCCCAGAAGAGACUACAAGAUCAAGGACAAAUUCAAAAGAACCCUUACCCUGGACACCCAGGUCAAUAAUGCUGUGGUAAUAAAUAAAUCAAAUACAGACUCCUCGUCGACAAGCAAUAAUCCCUCAGUCUCUGUGCCUGAGCCGGUGAAACUAGUGAUAUCGAAAAAGAAAGGCAGCAUAUUUAAGAGUCGAGUUCCGUCGGAACAAACUGAUCAGGCUGGCAAGCGACAUCUCUACAAACACAGAUGGGAUGCCACGGCCAACGGAGAUGCCAACAGCGAGGGCAACACACCACCAAGCAAUACUCAGAACAAGGCUCCCGAAACCAAGGCUACAAACGCCACUGUCGAAGCCAUUUUCAAUGAUUUCAAUAGUGACGAAACACGCAGCAGUCCAGUACCUUCCCACAAGAUGACCCGUGUAAUUAAGGCGAAUCCUCAAGCGUAUCCCUCAUCAUCAUCGGCCUUUGAUAUGGACGACAAUGACAACGCAGCCGACACCAUAACCUCCAUACGAAUAAAUCGCAAAGCAAAGGACUACUACACAGUGGUGCGCAACGUAAAGACGGCCCAUCAAAUUCAGGAGAUAGGCGAAUACCAAGAAAUGGACGAUGACGUUGAAUACAUAUUGGAUGCCCUACAACCUCACAAUCCCAUGUACACGCGCUGUCUGUCGGCAUUGCAACUGGCUACCAAAUGCAUGGUACCGGCAUUUCGUAUGCAUGUACGAGCUCAUGGUGUGGUAACGAAAUUCUUCAAGGCCCUGUCAGAUGCCAACCGUGAUUUGUCAUUGGGUCUUUGCACCACAGCCAUUAUGUAUAUUCUCUCUCAAGAAGGCCUUAACAUGGAUUUGGAUCGCGAUUCUUUAGAAUUAAUGAUGAAUCUCCUGGAAUCCGAACAAACAGUGGCAGCACCCGCCGAUCAAGCCAACUACGAACGAAAUAAGCAGCGAGUGAGGGAAUUGUGCGAAGAAAUCAAGGUCCAGGGCAAAGCAACUCAUCUCAAUGUCGACAGCAUCACCGUGGGUACCUUAGCUAUGGAGACCUUACUAUCACUCACCUCCAAACGAGCCGGCGACUGGUUCAAGGAAGAAUUACGUGAGAUGGGCGGUCUGGAGCACAUUAUCAAAACGAUCAACGAUUGCUGUCGACCGGUAAUCGAUAAUGUUUAUAGUGCAACUGGCAUUAACUGGACACGUCCCUUGCUGGACAACAUGCAGACAGUGGAAAGAUGUUUGCGCGUCUUGGAGAACGUCACACAACUGAAUGAGGAGAAUCAACGAUAUAUUUUGAUUUACAAUAAUGGCUCCGUGGCAAACACUCUCUGCUCUCUGUACUCGCUCUGUGAUCGUGAAUUGAUAUUGUAUCCUACAUCGGAGUUCACUUCACGCGACAAUCCUGGCAUUGUUAUACGUGAACUGCUCAUACCGUUAAUGAAGGUUCUCAUAAGUCUGACGCAUCCGUUUAGUGCCUCCCAAGCGUUAGGCGCCGAAUUGGUGGGUCAAAAGCCCGAUGUUAUAGACACUAGUUUCCAUUUGUUAUUAAAGGCACCCAACUACAUUCCGGAUCGCUGUGUAUUUGAAUUGAGCAUAUUGUCGCUCCUGCUACUAAUCAAUUUAACAAUAUAUACAACACAAAAUCGUGCACGAAUCAUGAAGACCUAUGCUCCAAGCGAUUUCAAUUUAAAUCAUCAUGAUACUUCACAACCUAGAGAAACUGCCAUAUCAGCUGUUAUGGCCUAUUUCUAUAAAUGUGAAGAAUUGGCGAGAUUGGUGGAAAAGAAUACCGAUGCCUUUUUGGAUAAUCAAGAGAAAAACAAAAAGAAACAGGAGGAAGUUGAUGAAACUGUAAAUAAUUUACUACAAAAAGCUGGUCAUCAUAUGGAACAUUCGCUAAAGGGCAGUUACACGGCCAUCUUAGUGGGACAUCUUAUCACCGACAAUGAACAGUACGAAGCCAUUGUUCGUUCACAUUUGAUUGGGAAUGGUUUCAAAGAAAUCAUCAGUGUUUUGGAGAAAUAUUAUAAUUUCAUGAAUUUAACGGCCAGUGCUGAAGCAUCCGUUGUGGCGCAUAAGAAAUCAACCAAAAAUUUAUUAGAUUAUUUCAAGAAACGCGAUUUACUUUAUGAAAUGAAUGCCGAUGAUAAUACGUUGCCCUUAAAUUUAGAAACUACCCAUCACCAUCAAACCAACGACGAAGAACAAUCACAAAUCCAUAUCGCCUCAACCUCAUCAUCUGCAAAUAGCACGGCAACAAACCAAAGGGUUUACAAGACAUAUAGUCAAAGAUAAGAUGAACUUAUUUAAAAAAACAAAUUAAGAGUUUUUUUUAUAUAAUUUUAUUGUUUUUAUUUUUUAGUUUUAUUUUGUUUAUUUUAUAGAGAACCAGAAAAAUAACACAAGUGUAAUAUUUGUUUAUAGGCUUUUUUUAGCUUAAUAUUAAUAUAUUGUAUAUGUAUAGAAAUCUACAGAUCAAAAAACAAAAAGAAAAAAAAAAUAAUUCAAAUUGCUUUUAUUAGUUUUAUUUAUAAUUUACUUUAUUAUUAACCUCACUAUUACAACCCACUCACAUUCAUCAUUACCAUCCAUUAAAUCAAUAUUUGAUCAAAAGAAUAUCCUUAAUAACAAAUAUAGCUGACAAAAAACCUAAAUAAUAUUAAACAUCCUCCACCCCACUUAACUUUUACAAUUAACAAUUUAAAAUGUAAUUUCUUUUGUUUUUAUUUUAAUAGAUUUUAUUAUAGUCUACUCUAUUUUAUAUGAAAAGUCUAAAAAUAUAUUUAAAACAACUCAAAACUAUUUUAUUUUUGUCGGACUUUAAAGCACAAUUUUGAAAAAUUAUAAAUAUGUAAACAUUAAAAUUUCCUUUUCUUUUAGUCUAAAGAUUUAUGUUUAACAUUGUAAAUAAUUAACUAAUAGUAGUAAUAUAAAUGGCUUAGAAAAUAAAUGUAACAAAAAACGGUUUUUUAUAAAUAUUUUCAGUCUUCAAAAGCCUUCUUUCUGUCCUUUUGCCCAACAAAAUGUUUAUAUACUAUCAAAAAUGUGUUACACAUUUAUUUAUAUUUUUGUUUCUUAUCUUUCAGAGUCGUUCAUUGUCUUUGUUUUAUUUCUUCCCGUUUCUAAUAAAUAAUUUGUAAUUAAUUAAAUUAUUAUUAAGAUAUGCAUAUAAAUAUUAUUAUAUAUAAACAUGAAAAAUAACAAUGAAAUAGUAGCUUAGUUUGUUUUUGCUAUCUAUAUAUUUUAUAAAAUUAUAUUAAUUAUAAAUAUAUAUAUAAUACAUAAUUAUAUAAUAAUUUAAAACUAAAUUUUUUUUUAUUUCCUAAUCUCUACCUUAAGAUAUUUUAAAUUAUCGAGAACAAACACAAAAAAUAUCAAUCUUUUGGAAAAAUUUAAACUUUUUCAUAAAAUUAAAAAUAUUUUUGGUAUGUAAAAAAAAAACAAAAAUUAAAUAAUAGUUUAGAAGAACACAUAUUUUCGGGAGCAAAUUCUAUAUUUAUAUUGACAAAAAAGUGAAAAAUUGUGAAAAGAAAAUUGAAAAAAUUAUUGUCGUGAACAAAAUUGUGUAUAUGUGUAAUUAAAUAUAUGUUAAAAAAAGAAAUCAUGUUUGAUUUUGUGUUUUCAGAAUUUAAUGAUAAUGAAAAACUGCAAAUAUUAUGAUUAAAUUAAAAACUGAAGUAUAUAUAUAUAAAAAGUAAAUUGAAGUAUAUAUAUAUACAUAUAUAUUAUUAUUAACUUAAAUUACAAAUGAAAAGUUGUUUAAAUAAACGUAUAAACAUAAAAAAUAUAAA
Calliphora vicina (urban bluebottle blowfly) is the source of this 7346-nucleotide messenger RNA. RefSeq names its product wings apart-like (gene wapl). Bases 673 to 5850 code for a protein of 1725 amino acids. NCBI's taxonomy places the organism in Eukaryota, Metazoa, Arthropoda, Insecta, Diptera, Calliphoridae. The transcript has 7 exons. The record is from RefSeq and is a predicted model, not a curated record.